AUGCCCAAAAUUCUCUGGAGGCCAGAUCUGCAUGAGGACCUCAAGCCCAUGAAAUCCAUCAAAGAAUGUAUAAAACUGCCCUAUUUUGCUCUGCGAUGGGGAGAACCAUACUGUCAAGACAUCCUCUACCUUCUCUCACUUUUACUCUCAGAAUCACGCAAGUUGCACGUUUUCGACCGUUACUGUUCUUCUCAACGAUCAACCAUGGACCUCUCGACCAUCGAAUACCAUCGCCAGUGCAACAUAGAGGUAGCACGUGCAGCUGAGGAACACGCUCUAGGAAUGCUGGGCAACGAUGAACUGAAAAUGAUACAAGCUGCGGCCACUCUCACCCAAAUGCGACGUCCGAUGCCAGUAGGCCUGGCAGUAAACCUCAUUGAGGUCCCACCUUUCCUUCCACCUUCACCUAAACGGAAGCGUGCUGAUGGGGACGAGGCUGACGGGGGAGCCGCACGUCCUCAUAAACGCCAACGUACUUCUGAAACGGAGAACGAGCUAGUGACACGAGAUGGUGGGAUCGCUUGGGAAGAGAAGGCGGAGGAGGAGAAACCAGCAGACACUGAGGGGUCGUCCAAUCCAGGGAGCAAGAAGACAGCAAACACACGCAGCUCGAAAGGUGAUGCUGCAAUCAAAAUGGAGGAAGAUCAGAUCCUACACAACAUUAGAGAAACUCUGACGGCUCGCUCAAAGGAGAAGGCGGACUAUGACGCCUUCUGGGAUGCGAUUUGCCCAGACAAUGGAUCGUCAGUGGACCUCCCACUGUUUACAGAAGAGGAUGAGGAGGGGAUGAAGAAGGGAUCCUCCAAGGGCGCCACCAAGCCUGUAAAGGCAGCAGUCCCCGCAAAGCUAGGAGAUCCUGGUGAUCUCCAUGCUUCCGAGAUUGUGUUGUGCAACCGCAUCGGUUUGGAUUAUGGAUCCUACCGAUGCCAAAAGAGGCGGAUCUUCCUGGCAAUUGCCAUCUGCACCGAGUUCUACAGCCGGCGAUUGGAACAACAGCCCACCUUCAGAGCCCGAACCAUCGGCGUGUCUCAGGGACAAGUCUUUUGCAACAUCGAUGUAAACAUUACCUCGUCAAUGAUGAGAGCGUUUAUGUUUUGGGGUUGGGUGCCACCGAUAGUCUACAAAGACCCCGAUCGCAAGGGUUGUGUUGUGGUGUCGAGAGAAUAUUUGGACCACUUUCCCAGAGAGCACCGCUUGGGAUUGCUUCGGGAGGUUGCCGUGUGGGAAGAGCAGAUGAAGAAGCCUUCGGCAGCUAGAAAGGCUCUCGGAUAA
Molecule: messenger RNA, 1272 nt
Organism: Exophiala aquamarina CBS 119918
Lineage: Eukaryota; Fungi; Ascomycota; Eurotiomycetes; Chaetothyriales; Herpotrichiellaceae
Exons: 1
Coding region: 1-1272 (423 amino acids)
Source: RefSeq, a predicted model, not a curated record